AUGGUUCGUCGGAGCAAGAUCGCUAGGUGGUUAGAAUUCGAAUCUAUUGACCGGAAGGUCCGUGGUUCAAACCCGAUUUCUGUUUCUCGGCUUCCUCUGUCUAGGCUUGGGCAACCCAGCCCUCGUGCUUUCUUCUGGUUGCAUGUCACGAUGGGAGUUCUUCAAAGACUGGGCCAACUGUUUGCUUACCAUUUUUCAACUUCUCGUCGGAUUGAGUGCACUGCUAAAUCUUUUGGAACACAGAACUCCCCACGGGGCCGCUCUGACUUUGGUAGUCAUGUUUAUCUCUUGGUUCAACUUACUGCUGCAGCUGCUGCGGUCGUUUAUGAUGCAAGCUUGGUUCCGGACAACUCAGAUAACUCUCAUUUGAUCAGCAUGCCAAAACACCGCCUGCCGAUACGAGUGUUGUUUUCUGUGCCUCCUUCAGAAUGGCGAAAACCGCGCAGUGGACAACGUUUGAGUUGGCAUAAGGGUGUGAAAGAGAUUACAAGAGUCUGCGUGUUGUUGGUGUCGUACCAGUCUAUCGGAAUAUUUGUGAUCAUGUUUUUGCAAGUAAGCACGACUAUCAUGAAAUCAGCCUCCGUUUUGAGCAUACUGUUUUUCGCUUUCGCGGUAACGUUCCACAAGCUUCUAACUCUCCCAGAAGAACAGGAAUUCGACGAAUCCCCGCAAUUCUUGAAAAACCGUCUAGCCUAUUGCUUCCUCGGAUUCGAACAUUUGAACCACUCGACAACGAAUCGUCCGGAUGUGGAUCUGUCAAUGAAAGUCUACGCAAAUAUGGGACUUGCACUCUUCCAGACGUUAAUGAUGAUGGUUGGUGAAUAUGAACACACAGAGGUCAUCACAAAACCGUACUUGGACACUCAAGCUUCGACCAUUUACAUUCCCGAACUAACCUUCCCGUUUUUCGCAUUGUUCGUGUUCCUGGUGCCGAUCUCUUUGAUGAAUUUGAUGAUUGGACUAGCAGUCGGUGACAUUGACAAAGUUCGUCGUUCUGCCACACAGCAGCUAAUUGCCCAACAAGUCUACUGGCUAGAAACUCUUGAAGCCCGAUGUCCCAUGUGGUUGUAUCGACGUAUCUACGUACCAUUCUGGAUCAGAAGACCGGCAGCCACCAUAAAAAAGCGGUUUCGUUUGAAUGUGUAUUAUCAAGUGAGAGAGAGAUGGCUCAAGUGGUUAGAGCGCGAAUUUACUGAUCGGAAGGUCAGUGGUUCGAACCCGACCUCUGCCUCUUGA
This is a messenger RNA of Opisthorchis viverrini, 1236 nucleotides long. RefSeq lists its product as hypothetical. Bases 1 to 1236 code for a protein of 411 amino acids. Gene Ontology annotation, biological process: transmembrane transport; monoatomic ion transport. The record is from RefSeq and is a predicted model, not a curated record. Gene Ontology annotation, molecular function: monoatomic ion channel activity. NCBI's taxonomy places the organism in Eukaryota, Metazoa, Platyhelminthes, Trematoda, Opisthorchiida, Opisthorchiidae. Gene Ontology annotation, cellular component: membrane. The transcript has 7 exons.